Molecule: messenger RNA, 2910 nt
Organism: Penicilliopsis zonata CBS 506.65
Lineage: Eukaryota; Fungi; Ascomycota; Eurotiomycetes; Eurotiales; Aspergillaceae
Exons: 3
Coding region: 1-2910 (969 amino acids)
Molecular function (GO): protein binding
Source: RefSeq, a predicted model, not a curated record
AUGAUCCGUCGCGAUUCCGAUAUAAAAAUCCAGCUUCCUGACGUCACCGUGUCGACGGUUGCAGCGGCUGCCCCGACAGAGACCUCCGACGUCGAGAUGAGCUCCGACCCGACAACGCCGCCGCUUGCCUUGCCUGCCCAUAUUGCCGCCCGUUUCUAUCGCAAACCGAGCGUUGCUCGCCGAUCGUCUGCCAACUCAUCCCGCCGGAGUUCCAUCUCCUCGCUUCAUUCGCACCACUCGAACGCGUCGACUGGGACCGGUGGUGCUGUUGGUGGCGGCCCCGGCGGUUCGCAUCCGGAUCAGCAUCACAUUGUCCAGCACAUGCGACGCGCCUCCAUUCUAGAGAACCGUAAGGCAAGACUGGCCGACCGGGCCCUGCACGUCGAAAAGGUCCGCUUGCGUGCCACGCUGGCCAAGGCGGCUACCCGCAAUCUGCACCGCGAGGAACGCGCCCUUGCUGCCCAGCAAGCGCGUGAACGGCUACUCGCCGAGAUCACGGCCAAGUGCGAGGAGGAGGUGCGCCGUGCCAAGAAGAAGGCCGAGGAUAACCGUGAGAAGAAGGCCGCCGAGCACGCUCGCCUGCGUCUCGAGAUGGCCGAGAAGUUCGCCGAAGCUGAGAAGCGCCGCCAGCUCUACCAGCAGACCCAGCGCCGCCACCGCACCUCCUCCCUGCCCGCCGCUGAGGAGAAAAAGAUGGCCCGCGUGGUCUCCCGCUCACUUACUCGCGAUGCUGCCGCCCGCAGGAUCCAGCGCGCCUGGCGCGCCCACCACGCUCGUGCUAUCAUCCGCGAGUUCCACGCUCUCAACCUUUCUGUCGACACCGUCCGAGCUCGUACCUUCGAUGACGUCGGCGCUCUGCUCUCCGAGGAGCGUGUCCUCAUCACCAUGGCCCGUGUCCUGCGUCUCUGCGGCCUGCAAGAGCAUGAGCCUAGCGGCACAAUGGGCGAGCGGGGCGCUGUCCGCACCUUCCUUAGUUCCUAUCUGAUUGUCACGCAUCCAGCCGAGGUCCUCAGCUCAAGUGACGGUGAACAGGAGCAGGACCUGAUUUCCAAGGCGCGUGAGCUGCUCCUCACUUUCGAUCAGGUCACACUUCUGCUGGGCGCUGCCCGCGACGCCUCAUCCGACCUGCAGACCCUCAGCGAGGCUUACCGCGUAUUCUUCUCUGCCUUCCAUGCCUGGAAGUCGCACGACUCCUCUGUGUUGAUAGAGAUCAUGCUCGCCCAGUUCGUUGAGCUUGAGAUGAUCUGGCAGACCGUCAAGGACGACCGCGCCGGUGGUGUUGCCGAAGACUACCGCCAAGGCAUCCGCCAAAACCAGAUCCUUCUCUUGGCCCGCCUGAAACGGCUGGCGGGUUCCGAGCGCGCCAUGCAGAUGGUUCGCAACGCUUUGAAGAAGGCCAAGCGUGAGCGCAAGCGCGCCGCCUCGAAGCAGCAGGUUAUCCCCCGGUCAGCCGAACAGCCAGUCACACCGGCAUCCACAGCGGAUGUGCUCACCGAAAGUGUCGCCUCGCCGAUCAGCGAGACUUUCAACAGCGUAGAUAGCUCGGCGGUGCUCAAGGAGCUGGAGAAGCAGCGCAUUUCGCCUCAUGAGCGCUUUACCAAGCUACUGACCGCACUGCCUGAGAACCGCUCUCUGGUUCACGAACUUCUUAUCAAUAAGGAGUUUAAGAUUGACGAGGCCCAGUACACCGAGCCCCGCAAGCAAAUUAUGCAGCAUAUGUGCCGUAUGAUGCGCCGGGAUGUCGAGGCUGGGCUCGGCAACAACUGGACCAUCGCUAUGGCGACGGUGAUCCAAGACCGCCUACUGCGGUCCUUGCGACCGGGCAACUCGCUGCACGUGCUGAUCAGUGAGGUACUGGACCCGAAGCUGAUCGAGAACCAGUGUAAGGCUGGGACUUUCUCCUACCAGAGCUUUUUUGAGUUCAUGAGCACCAUCUUGCCCAAGCUGUGCGCCCCUUAUCGUGAUCCCGAGGUCCAAGCGUUCGCUGAUGACCGGUCUGGGGAUGCAAUCGACCGGCUGGCGCGGUUGAUGAGGAUCAUCGACCUGCUUGCACUGGACCACACUAAUUUCAUGAUUCAAGUGGCUGCGUCGCAGUUGAUCCAGGAGGCACCCGGGUAUGAACAGCGCACAUUCGACAAGGGUCUACAGGAUGGGUCGAUCUCGCUGGGCAAGACGCGGCGGUUCUGGCGCACGACUCGCACCCUCCUCGCCGACGAGAUGCGCAAGCGCGACCCGGAAGGCGUCCAGGGCGAACCACAGCCGGCGCCCGGCAAGAUUUAUGCACAAGGCCUCGUUGACCUGGUCUUUAGCAACGGUUCUGUCGCCGCGGACCUGGUCCCCGAGACGCUCGACCUGGACCGUUCGCGCUUUGAGCAGCUGCACGCGCGGGCGUUCCGCGUCGUCGCCACCGCGGCCAUCUUACUAACGGCCAAGAACCUGCUCAAGCGCGACGUUCGAGCUCAGUGGAAGGCCGAGGCCGACCGGCUGCUCUCCCUCGAUUUUGCCGACAUCGCUCCGGACCGCGUCCAGUCUAUCCUGGAGUCGACGCACCCGAUGCCCCCCGCGGCUAGCGCCCAGCUGGCCGUCACGAUCCGGCGGGUGCUGGCCCCUGUAGCUACGGCCAUCACCUCUGGUUCCAGCUCCAGUGCUCGCCAACCCCCCGCUCCCACCAGCUUCAACGACCCCGUCGCCCGUCUGCUGCUCUCGCGGCUACGGGCACACGUCCUCGGCCGUCUCAGCGCGUCAAGCGCUAGUGAGCGUGUGCGCGCAACCACGACAGCGAGCCAGAGCCUUGCAGGAGCGGGGAUGCCCGAGUUCGUCGGCGAGGUGGGGAAGCUGGUGGAAGAGCUCGAGAAGGUGCGUGAGGUAGACUGGCUGUGUCAUGGGGAGGUAUACUCUAGACUAGAUUAA